Molecule: messenger RNA, 4322 nt
Organism: Triticum aestivum (bread wheat)
Lineage: Eukaryota; Viridiplantae; Streptophyta; Magnoliopsida; Poales; Poaceae
Product: disease resistance protein RGA4
Exons: 3
Coding region: 80-3076 (998 amino acids)
Biological process (GO): defense response to other organism
Molecular function (GO): ADP binding
Source: RefSeq, a predicted model, not a curated record
CUCUCUCCCCUCCACAAAGCCGUCAGUCACUGAGUCAACGGUGGUGGAGCAGAGCGGAUCCAGCUUUGGAACCAGAACCAUGGAGUCUGCGGUGGCGAGCGCCUUCCUGAAGAGCGUGAUGGGGCGGCUGUUCCAGGUGCUGGAGAAGGAGUACAACAAGCAGAAGGGCCUCAGGCAGGACACUCUCUCCAUCCAGCAGGACGUCCGCAUGAUCGCCGCCGCCAUGGACGACCGCCUCCACGCCCUGGGUCGUGGCGAGCGCCGCACCGCCGUCGCCAGGCUCUACAGCGAGGAGAUGCUCGGCCUGGCGCACGACGCCCAGGACUGCAUCGACCGCAUCGUCCACCGCCUCACCUGCAGGCCCCGCGUUGGCGGCGGCGGAGGCGGAGGAGGAGCGGCGCUGAUCCGCCGGGUCGCCGCCGUCGCCCACGAGCUGAGGAAGGUCCAGAGCCGCUCGGGCUUCGCCGACGAGAUCCGCAAGCUCAAGGCCCGCCUCAAGCUGGCGCACGAGCGCGUCGUCGGCAUCCCCAUCACCGCCGCCAGCUGCUGCCACGAAAUUGCCGCGGCGGCGCCCUCGUGUCGCUUCGCGCGCAAUCCGGUGGGCAUCGAGAGGCCCGUGGAGGAGCUCCUGUCGAUGCUGGACGAGGUGGAGGGCGAGCCGGAGCAGCUGAGGGUGAUUUCCGUGGUGGGGUUCGGCGGCCUGGGGAAGACCACCCUCGCGAGGGCGGUGUACGAGGACCCUCACGCCGUGGAGAAAUUCCAUUGCCGUGCUUGGGUUGCCGCCGGUCGGUGGUCGCCGGAGGUCACCGGCGACGGGGUCACUGAGAUCCUGCGCGAUGUACUCCAGCAAGUUCGCCCCAAAGACGCCAUGGAUGUUGUUGUUGCUGAUGAUGGCCAACGUAUUGAAGCCUUGCUCAAGGAAUACCUCACGGAUAAGAGGUAUUUAAUUGUCAUAGAUGACAUUGGGAGGGAGCAAUGGAGCACUAUAAAUUCCAUCUUUGAAAACAAUAGCAAAAGCAGCAGAAUCCUACUGACCACAACUAUUCAGUCAACAGCUAAUAUCUGCAGCCAUGGCAACGGUUAUGUGUACCAAAUGAACACACUUGGUGAAGAGGACUCCAAGAAAAUUGCUCUUCAGGAGGUACGGUCACCUGAGCUGGAGCAGGGGUCCAUGACGCUGCUGCAGAAAUGUGGUGGUCUUCCACUUGCUCUCGUCAGUGUCUCCGAUUUCCUGAAAUGCUCAGGUGAGCCUACGGGGGAGCGAUGCGCAGAGCUAUGCCGUAACCUGGGUUCUCAUCUGAGAGAGAAGUAUGGCCAUGACAAUUUCGCGGAGCUAAGAAAGGUGCUGAUGCAUAACUAUGACAGUUUGUCUGUGCAUGCUAUGACCUGCUUGCUAUAUCUUGGUGUAUUCCCAAACAACCGUCCCCUCAAAAGGAAAGUUGUUAUCAGGAGGUGGUUAGCCGAAGGAUAUGCACGGAGUGAUUCUCUUCGUAGCGAGGACGACAUUGCGGACGAGACUUUCAAGGCACUUGUCGACCGGAAUAUCAUACAGUCCAUUGAUACAAGGAAUAAUGCGCAAGUGAAGACGUGCAUGACUCAUGGCAUCAUGCACGAGUUCGUGCUGCACAAGUCCGUGUCACAGGGGUUCAUCGCGACAUCGUCUCGUGAUCAUCCAAGACCCCAUGCCUAUGUUAAUAAUGCCUGCCACCUUUCUAUCCAUGGUGGCAAUGUGACAGAUAGUGAGGCCUCCGACGAGGAUUUAUCUCGUGUUCGGUCUCUGACAGUCUUUGGAAAAGCAGGUGAUGCUAUUUCUUAUGUUCGUAAGUGCAAACUGCUACGAGUCUUGGAUCUGGAAGAAUGCAAUGAUCUGGAAGAUAGUCACCUCAAACACAUAGGCAAGCUAUGGCAUCUAAAAUAUCUAAGUGUUGGGGGCAGUAUUGCGAAGCUUCCGAGCAGCAUCGAUGGACUGCAUUGCUUAGAGACCCUGGAUUUAAGGAGAACCAAGAUAAAGACAUUGCCCAUAGAGGCCAUUAUUCUGUACCACUUAGCUCAUCUGUUCGGAAAGUUUACAGUUGACAAAGAUGAUCUGAACAAUGCAAACAAGAUGAGCAAAGCAAUGAAGUUCUUGUCCGGAAACAAGAGCAACCUGAAAACUUUAGCUGGAUUUGUCGCAAAAGAGAUGCGAGGGCUUCUUCAACUGAUGGUUCACAUGAGAAAUCUGAGGAAGGUCAAGAUAUGGUGUGGGCCAGUUGCAAAUGGAAGUAACUACGCCAGUGAUCUUUCCAAGGCCAUUCAGGAAUUCACCAAGGUCCCCAUGGACAAUGUGGGUGCCCGUUCUCUAUCACUUGAUUCAGAAGAAUGUUCUCAAGACUUGCUGAGUUCGCUUGCUUUUGAGCCAUGCCCUGAAGAUUCCAAAUAUGAUGUAAGGUCACUGAAGCUACGUGGCAAGCUACUCCAGUUACCCCCAUUUGUUACCUUGCUGUCAGGUCUCACUGAACUGUGUAUUUCAUCAGCUACUCUGACACGGAAUCUUCUAUCGUCUCUGAUCAAUUUGAGAAACUUGCUUUAUCUCAAGUUGAUCGCAAGUGAGCUUGAGAAAUUUGAAAUGAAAUCAGGGGCAUUCCCAAGCCUGCGGCGUCUGUGCUUUGCAGUGCAAAGUUUCGCUUCAUCUCUGCCAGCAAUCGAACAAGGAGCUCUGCCGAACCUUGUCUCACUCCAUCUGCUCUGCCCAGGUCUAGUUGGUCUUUCCGGCAUCCAAAUCAGACACCUCAGACAUCUCAAGGAGGUCAUGGUUGACUCUGGAGUGCCUGAUCAAACACGACAAGACUGGGAGCAAGCAACAAAGAACCACCCAAAUAGGCCGAGACUCGUGUUGCACAAAAGUGGUGUUCGAGUGGAAACCGAAGGCCCGGGGAAUGAAGAAGCUUCGGCUGUGAGGGAGAAGCGGAAAAUAUGUGUAGUCCAACCAAGUUCGGAUGAGGGACUGGAUUCCAGUCUCAAGAAGAUGAGACUUUCAUCAGAUUCUUCUUCGCGGCUUCAAGUGAUUGUUCAGUCCACUUCCUCAUCUGGUCACUGAGGCAGAUGGCAGUGCUACUUCAGUGAAGCAAACUGCUACAGUGAUGAUUCAGUCUGGACACACAAAUCAGAAACAGAAUAGAUGAUGAGCUGCCGGUGUAUUGUGUGGUUUUCUAUUGUUACAAAGUUCACCAUGCUGCAAAUUGUAACAUAAUCUUUGUUUCCAUGUCUGAUCCACCACUUGCAACUGUAUAUCCACAACUUGCAAGAAACAGAACAGGGCAAAAGCUAGCAUUAUAGCGUCUGUUCUUCAGAAACUAACAAACAGCUACUUGCUGGUUAAGUCCUACGCCCACUACACUGCCUUACCGAAAAAGGGUUUCCCCCCGCUUUGUAUUCCAAAGCACCAACUGCACGGCUUUGCGACAGAGCUCAUGAAUGCCUUCACGACUUCCGUGGAGGCAUCUCUCUGGAGCAAGCACACGGUGUAUUCCAUGACAGCGGCAUUGCAGGGCAGCAUGAUCCUCCUGUCAUCGCCGCCUGCAAAGCCGAACUCCUCCUCGGACAUCGUCAGCAGCUCGCAGAAGAUCAAUGUCCCAAGGUAUGCUAGCGGCACCUCGAACCACACCCUGUCAGCGGUGUACACAACACAGUGGUCCUUCAUUGCCACUGAUGGCGAUGUGGCGCAGUACUCGUCAUUGGCUGCUCCUUUCGCCACUGUCGUGGUCCGGAUGUAGUGGUGCCGCUUUAGCUUGUGCUUUCUGGAUGAACUGAAGUGAUGAAGUGAUGGUGGUGCCGUGGUGCUAAGCUGAUGAAUUUAUAGGCGAGGGAGAACAAUGCAGUUUAGGUCCAGCUACCAUGACAAGUUGGGAAGGUACAGAGCCAUGAGCUCAGAAAAUGCAAUGCUGUAAGUGCAAGGGCAAGUAGUGUGAUCUUGAUUAGAUUUCUCUGGGGCCAUCUGUUUGCCACUUGUUGUGAACGAUGCUUUUGGCUAUGCUUGGACAAUACAGUAUGCUGCCAUAUUCACCUGAUUUAGUGGCAAGCAUAAGAAGCAUAUAAUGGAAUGUGGGGACCAUGUGUAGAUUGUGUCCAGUUCUGUUUGUGAUUGUGCAAUGAGAUACCAACUAAUUUUUUUGGGUGCUUGGUAAUAUCAUAAUGAUAAGAAGUACAAUAUUUAGCGGUCCCUUAAAAGAAGUCCUAUAUAGAGUGGCCCCUGAGAUGGAGAUAUCUAGUCUGACAGUUGUUCAUGACUUCAUUCCCAUCACAAAUCAUUGUUGAGCAACUUGCUUGAUCGAAAAUCUUCCUUU